GAUUGUCGUUUACUCCGUAAGGACGACCUGGCUGUGGUCAGAAAUGUCAGUUCACCCCGUGUGCCUGAAUUUGUGCAGCGUUCUCCUCGGCGUCUAGUGGCUUUCGCACAUCCCUCUGCAUCAUCUAAUGUGAAUGACAGCUCAUCUAUAGGCAUCACAACUCCUGGUAUCCAGGCCUUGGCGGUGGAGAAUGGCCGCGUUCAUCUUAUCGUUUCUCGCUCAGAAGAUAUCCCUCCAUUUAGCACUGGUCUGACAUCUCAUCGCAACACCUAUCGUCAAACGAGAGCUGGAACGUUACCAGUUCAUUCAGCGAAUAAGCAAUCGAAAAUGCUUCGCAUGGAUUAUCUAAUUUUCAACAUGCUAGGAAAACUUAUUUCUGGUCAUAGAAUGCCGGCAUCUGCCAACGCCUUUCAAACUCUUCCACCUUCAGUAAAUCCUCUUCACAGCCGCUCAGGGUAUAAGUAUCGUUUUCAUGCCCCCGGAGGUUCUUUACGUCCCAUGCUUUUGCGAGAUGCCUGUGGCAUCUUAUUUCCUUUUAUACCCCCCUCGCGCCCGAGCAAUCAAGAGUCUUGGGCUCUACCUGCUUGGCUAGAUCUGCCCCCGAUUCGUUGUGCUGCGUUUGCAUGGAUAAACCUCUCCUCACAUGCUGGCUCGAUCUCUAGUUCAGUUGGGACUAGCAAUGCUGGUGGCAACACAAGCAACUCCGCUGGUAGUGGCCAGGUCACGUUUGGUCUUCGAGGCAGCAACUCUUCUGUGGGGGCCAAUCACUUAUCAACUCGAUCAUCUAGUACUGCACCCGUUCCAAGCGGGCCACCUCGCCUCUUGGUUGGUUUCGUGGUUGUGCAGACACUUACUCUCAUGCCGCAUAUUUUGCGUGCCAAUGCUACUGGUGUCGAAUCAUUGAUGUGCUUUGAGGACAUACUCUAA
Protopolystoma xenopodis is the source of this 927-nucleotide messenger RNA. The record is from the annotation of a GenBank genome assembly. Lineage: Eukaryota; Metazoa; Platyhelminthes; Monogenea; Polystomatidea; Polystomatidae.